Brassica oleracea var. oleracea is the source of this 1729-nucleotide messenger RNA. Its product is annotated as fucosyltransferase 6-like. Gene Ontology annotation, biological process: xyloglucan biosynthetic process; cell wall biogenesis. The transcript is spliced from 3 exons. Lineage: Eukaryota; Viridiplantae; Streptophyta; Magnoliopsida; Brassicales; Brassicaceae. Gene Ontology annotation, cellular component: membrane; Golgi apparatus. Gene Ontology annotation, molecular function: galactoside 2-alpha-L-fucosyltransferase activity. The record is from RefSeq and is a predicted model, not a curated record. The coding region runs from base 1 to 1638 and encodes 545 amino acids.
AUGCUCAAACAAACUAAAGUCAACAUGUUUCAGAUCUCCGGUGAUGUUUUCAGGGCUUUGGGUCUAAAGAUCAAGAUUGCUAUAACAGUCAUCUUUAGUGGCUUACUCAUUGGUUCUGUAAUCUUACUAACAACUUCAACAUUCUCUAACAACUUCAACGACCAACUUCUUGAUGCUACACUCAACGGUUCAAGUGAAUCAGAAACACUCCAUGAUAAGUUUAUAGGAGGGCUUUUAAAACCGGGUUUCGAUGAAGGUUCUUGCGUGAGUAGGUAUACUCAAUCAUUGUUGUAUCGCAAGCCUUCGCCAUACAAGCCAUCACCAUAUCUUGUCUCUAAGCUUAGAAGCUAUGAGAAGCUUCACAAGCGUUGCGGUCCAGGCACAAAAGCUUACAAGAAAGCAACAAAGAAUCUUGGUCAUGACGAUGAGAAUUACGCAAGCAAAUCCGUUGGUAAAUGCAGAUACAUUGUGUGGGUUGCGGUUUACGGGCUAGGAAACAGAAUACUCACUCUUGCAUCUGUCUUCCUCUAUGCUCUCUUGACAAACAGAGUCGUUCUCGUUGAUCAAAGCAAAGACAUUAGUGAUCUCUUCUGCGAGCCGUUUCCAGGUACUUCAUGGUUACUCCCUCGUGACUUUCCAUUGAUGAAGCAGAUUGAUGGAUACAACAAGGAGUACUCUCGUUGUUACGGAACAAUGUUGAAUAAUCAUGCCAUUAGCGCGAACUCAACCCCAAGGCAUCUAUAUCUUCAUAUCUUACAUGAUUCAAGAGAUGAAGAUAAAAUGUUCUUUUGCACAAAGGAUCAAGAUAUGAUCGAUAAGGUUCCUUGGUUGAUAGUCAAAGCCAACGUCUACUUUGUUCCAUCUCUGUGGUUUAAUCCAACUUUUCAGACCGAACUGAUGAAGCUAUUCCCACAGAAAGAAGCAGUGUUUCAUCACUUGGCUCGCUAUCUUUACCACCCGACCAAUCAAGUUUGGGGUAUGAUCACUAGGUACCACGACGCUCACUUAGCUAGAGCAGACGAUAGGCUCGGGAUUCAAAUACGUGUGUUCAGCGACAAAGCGGGAUACUUCCAACACGUCAUGGACCAGAUCUUGUCAUGCACGCAAAGAGAGAAGCUAUUACCAAAAGUAGUCUCACAAGAAGAGUCAAAACUCAAUAUGUCUGAAAGCCAGAAACUCAAAGCUGUUCUUGUCACAUCUCUCUAUCCAGAGUACGCUGAUCGCCUCAAGAACAUGUUUUGGGAACAACCUAGCUCGACAGGAGAGUUGAUAGAAGUUUAUCAACCAAGUGGAGAAAGGUAUCAACAAACUGAUAACAAGCUUCACGACCAAAAGGCCUUGGCCGAGAUGUAUCUUCUGAGUUUGACGGAUAACAUUGUCACAAGCGCAAGGUCCACGUUCGGAUAUGUUGCUCAUAGUCUAGGAGGUUUAAAGCCUUGGCUGCUCUAUCAACCAAGGGAUGCUUCAGCUCCUGAUCCGCCUUGUGUUCGAUCCACGUCGAUAGACCCUUGUCACCUUACUCCUCCCUCUCAUGGAUGUGAUGCUGAUUGGGGAACUGACUCAGGGAAGGUUGUUCCUUUUGUAAAGCAUUGUGAGGAUCGAGACAAUGAUGGUCUGAAGCUAUUUGAUGAGUUAUAAUAGGUCUUGUUUAUUAUAGCUGGUUUCAUUUGUUUAUUGAGUUACUGAAACAGAGGAUCAUAUUUUCUCUCUUUUUAUUCUCGUCUAUAAU